Messenger RNA from Xiphias gladius (swordfish), 3758 nucleotides. RefSeq names its product 3-phosphoinositide dependent protein kinase 1b (gene pdpk1b). Lineage: Eukaryota; Metazoa; Chordata; Actinopteri; Istiophoriformes; Xiphiidae. Gene Ontology annotation, molecular function: ATP binding; protein serine/threonine kinase activity. The transcript is spliced from 14 exons. The record is from RefSeq and is a predicted model, not a curated record. The coding region runs from base 342 to 2039 and encodes 565 amino acids. Gene Ontology annotation, biological process: intracellular signal transduction; peptidyl-serine phosphorylation.
UGAGUUAAAACGGCAUAAAAGACCUGCAGAUAAAUCUCUGCAAUGCAUUAUCAGUAAAUCUAAAACAGACUGGCGCAAAAACAGUUUUUAGGCCACGUCUACUGUGGCAUUUGAACAUCAACAACUGCUGCCGUUUGACUCCAUCCCUAUCAGUAGAUGAAGUUCAGUCGGUUGUAAAUGUGGCGAGGGGGGCGGACGAACACAGCGGGACUCUCCUCUGCUGUCCUGCGUUAACAUUGUUGUGGAACGACGUCACAGCUCGAAAAUGAAGGCGCAGAGGCAGCCAUUACUGGAGCUUCUCUAAUUAUUUUAUUCCAAAUAAAUACUCGAGGAAAACUCCCAUGGCAAGAGCUACAAGUCAGCUGUAUGAUGUUGUGCCCAUUCAGCCCAGUGUUGUCAUCUGUUCCUGCUCGCAUCCAUCAAUGGUAAGAAACCACCCUGACUCCUGCUCGCCACUUGCUAUCCCAGGCGCAAGCAGUAGCCACUGUCCCAGCAUGGAGGGCUCAGCCUCGGAGGCCCGUGCUGUAGGAGCGUCUGCCAGCAGCCAGGUCUCAGACCUCCGCACGCAGCCGGCUGUCCAGACCCCUCAGCCACGCAAGAAGAAGCCAGAGGACUUCAGAUUUGGCAAGAUACUGGGAGAGGGCUCCUUCUCAACGGUUGUCCUGGCAAGAGAGCAGGUAACAGGGAAAGAAUAUGCAAUUAAGAUUUUAGAGAAGCGCCAUAUUAUGAAGGAGAACAAAGCCCAGUACGUGAAAAGAGAAAGGGAUUUGAUGUCAAAUCUAGAUCACCCAUUCUUCGUCAAGCUCUACUUCACAUUUCAAGAUGAUGAGAAGUUGUAUUUUGGUCUCAGCUACGCCAAGAAUGGAGAGCUCUUGAAAUACAUUCGCAAAAUUGGUUCAUUUGAUGAGACCUGUACUAGAUUCUACUCAGCUGAAAUAGUUUGUGCUCUAGAAUACUUACACAAUAAGGGGAUAAUACACAGAGAUCUGAAACCAGAGAAUAUUCUUCUGAGUGAAGAGAUGCACGUCCAGAUAACAGAUUUUGGGACAGCAAAACAGUUAUCAUCAGACAGUAAACAAGCAAGAGCAAACUCCUUUGUUGGAACAGCACAGUAUGUGUCCCCAGAGCUGCUAACAGAGAAAUCAGCCUGCAAGAGCUCUGACCUCUGGGCUUUGGGAUGUAUUAUCUAUCAGCUGGUGGCUGGUUUACCACCGUUCAGAGCUGGAAAUGAGUACCUAAUAUUCCAGAAGAUAAUCAAGCUGGAGUAUGAAUUCCCAGAGAAAUUCUUCCCCAAAGCCAAGGAUCUUGUCAAACAGCUUUUGUCACUGGAUCCUUCCAAGCGGAUUGGGUGUGAAGAGAUUGGAGGGUAUGACCCUUUGAGGCAGCACCCUUUCUUUGAUACCAUCUCCUGGAGUGACCUACACCUACAGACACCCCCCAAGCUCACCCCCUAUCUGCCAGCCAUGUCUGAGGAUGAUGAGGACUGCUAUGGAAACUAUGAUGAUCUCCUGAGCCAGUUCAGCAACAUGCAAGUGGCCCAGUCCAGCUCAUCACACUCCCUGUCGCCACAUGAAUCCACGCCCCCACAGAGGUCCAGCAGCAACAUCGAGCAGUAUAUCCAUGAUCUGGACAACAACUCCUUUGAGCUGGACCUGCAGUUCACUGAAGAGGAGAAGCAGCUAUUGCUAGAUAAACAGACCACUGGAAACCCCUGGCACCAGUUUGUGGAGAAUAACCUGAUCCUGAAAAUGGGCCCAGUUGAUAAACGAAAGGGUCUGUUUGCUCGAAGACGACAGCUGCUUCUCACUGAAGGACCACACCUGUACUACGUGGAUCCUGUCAACAAGGUCCUGAAAGGGGAGAUUCCUUGGUCCCUAGAGCUACGCCCUGAGGCCAAGAACUUCAAAACCUUCUUUGUUCACACGCCUAACCGAACAUACUAUUUGAUGGACCCCAGCGGAAAUGCUGACAGAUGGUGCAAGAAGAUCCAGGAAGUGUGGAGAAAGAUCUAUCAAAGGCACCAAAACCCUGGCCUAUAGGAGUACAGUUCCUCCUGUGGCCACUCCUCUUUAGCUCUGAGGCCAAUCACUGAGCAGAGUAACACCCUCUUUAGUGCCCUUCAUCACCGCAGUGUAAACAAACUCUUAGAGACGCUGGCAUCUAGACCUUGUUUGUUUUCCUGAGUAGAACCAUGGGAAAAAUACAACUUUGGAUUCAGGGUUGCUUUGCUUGUUCUUUGUGCUCUCUGUGAGGCUUCUAUUGCAUUUUUCCAUGUAUGGAUGAUAAGACUGCCACCAUGCACAUCUGCUUUUUGUACAUUCUGCAGGGGGAAUAAGAAGGGCAAGCCUGUCCUGUAGAGUGACACAAGCUUGGGUACCGCUAGGACUAUCUCAAAUGCAAGGACUGGUUUCCUGCUUCAAUGAUACCAUAACACAAAAUCUAGCUUUUGUGAACCAGAGCCUAUCCCGAUAUCUUAAUUAAACCAUAUCCUAAUCCUACAUUGUACGUGCAAGCUGUAGUCAGGCCCCACUUUUAGUGCAUAUACUCCAUAGUUGUAACUGAUACUGUAAGCUGAUUCAGUCUCACACGUUUACCAAACUCAAAUCCUAUAUAUAUUUUUGUCAGAGCCCAAAUGUUCCCAAGGUAUUUGAGUUGUUUUUUUAGUCUCUUGGUACUUGCUUAUUGCAGUCCAGUUAAGGUCUCUAUGUAACCAAGCAGAGUGCCGGUCUGCAGUGAGACAUGGGUCUGAAUCAGUCUCUGUAUAAGUGUGAGCCUUCAAUUGCCGUUACUGAGGAUGUAUUGCUAACAGGGGGCGGGUAAACAUGCCACUAGCUUGUACUUCCUAAUCAUAACUUGCUUAUCUUUCCUGCAUGGCCAGUUUUGUAGCUCAGCCUUGUCCGCUUCUCUCUCCUAGGGCACUGGAGUUAUAGUUUAUUCAAGUUUAAAGGUGGGUAUUUUUGACUGCAUUGGCAACCAUAGCGAAUAUUAUUGGAUGAUUUGGCUGUUCUGUACCAUUCACUGGCUAUUUCUUUGUGGUGUGAAUUCUUCAAUUUCUUUUUCGGUGGGAAAGUCGGCUCAUCUUCAGUACGUCCUAUUGAAAACAAAAUCUUAUGUGCUGACCACCCUGUGCUGAACAGAAAACUUUCAUCAACAGAGAUACAUACACAUACUAUCAUUCUCGGAAGCAAUCGCAGAAAAGCUGUUGUCCCUGGACAAGAUGGCAGACCUGCCUCAUCGGGCUCAUUAGCCCGUCUUUCUGGUUUUGUUUUUUUUUUUUUUUUUUUUUUUUUUUUUUUUUCCAUUCUGACGUUUGGCCCAAUAGAAAUUAAAGCGAUUGAUUUAACUUGUGCUCUUGUUUUAGCAAUAUGUAUUAUCAUAAUGCUUUUAAUUUUUGACAUAUUACCUUAAGGUCCUUUCCAAAGGUCCUCUUCCUUCAGCUGAGUCUGUGUGUGCAGUGUGUGACUGGAGUAUAGGUGAAUAGGACCCUCUGGCCCUGGGGCCCAGGGCUCGAUGUGGUUGGAUGUCAGUUAAAGGAUAUCUAUCUGAUCCAAAUAACCGAUGAAAUUGCUGUAUCUGUCUAUAAAGUUGAGAAAGCACUAGAGAAGUGUUUUCCUCUAGUUAGAAAAAUUGUUUGAAUCAAGUCGAUGGCAGUCGGUUACAUUGUGUAUGGAAUACUCUACCUGGCUUGUAACUGACUAGAACUGUGAUGUACAGAUGAUGUAUUAUUAAAAUCUGAAGCAAGUAAUGCAAUGAUAUUA